This is a messenger RNA of Anarrhichthys ocellatus (wolf-eel), 3359 nucleotides long. RefSeq names its product ATP-binding cassette, sub-family G (WHITE), member 5 (gene abcg5). Gene Ontology annotation, biological process: transmembrane transport; cholesterol homeostasis; cholesterol efflux. The record is from RefSeq and is a predicted model, not a curated record. Gene Ontology annotation, molecular function: ATP hydrolysis activity; ATP binding; ABC-type transporter activity. NCBI's taxonomy places the organism in Eukaryota, Metazoa, Chordata, Actinopteri, Perciformes, Anarhichadidae. The transcript has 14 exons. Bases 671 to 2644 code for a protein of 657 amino acids. Gene Ontology annotation, cellular component: apical plasma membrane; ATP-binding cassette (ABC) transporter complex; plasma membrane.
CAGAGGAACUUCAAACCAAUGCCUCGGGAUCCUAAUGAACUGACCUGUGAGGAGCUGUUUGUAUGAUUAAGGCCAGUAUCUGUGUCCAUGACGAGGCAAGUUAUUGGUUGAUGUUUGUAGGGUCAAGAGGUCGACGCCCCCGUUUUUCUUCUUCUGUUCUGUUCCUCUCUUUUUCCCUCUAUGGGUAUCUGCCUUUGUUACUCGUUGUUCGCCCGUUGUUCCCCUGUUCACCGUUUCUUCUCUCUGUUAGAUCUUUGACUCCAGUCCAGCUGAAGAUCUCCUCUUGUCUCAACGCCUUCUGCCUCAAAGCGUUCAAAUUCAUGUCACGUCAGUUCUUCAUCUGCUCCUGUUACUCGUAUCUUCUCUGGUCCCAGCGCUCAACUUGAGGACUGAGACAGUCAGACAGUUAUCCCUACUUUAUAGAGCUCCAGAUCAAAGUUCUCUGAGAUAACACAGCGUUCACUGUGUGUUUAUGGUUCCUGAGAGACACCACUGCUAUCGCACUGCUGCUCUGAACAGGCAAUGGGUGCAGAGAAACAAAGUCUGGGUCUCUAAGACAACUCAAAUUUAGAGCUUCACUUCCUGUUUACGAGCGCGUGGAUAUGAACAAACUGAUCUGAGACGGACUUGACAUACGGUUGUUGUUUGGAGUAGCAGACUGGCCGGAGACAUGAACAAAGUUUAUUCAAUGCAGGCGGUGGAGCCAGAGAACGGGAGCAAAGUCAGGGAGUCCUUCAAGUUUGUGUCGGAGGGAAAGAGGGAUGAAUGUGGGGACGCUGAAGAGGAGCGAUCAGAGCCCUCCUGUUGUCUCAGUGUCAGGAAGAUCCACUACACAGUCAGUGAGCGUGUGGGUCCAUGGUGGGACUUACCCACCUACAGGAAGCGAUGGACUCGUCAGAUCCUCAAUGAUGUCUCCUUUCACGUGGACAGCGGGCAGAUUAUGGGCAUACUGGGCAAUUCAGGCUCAGGAAAGACCACGCUGUUGGAUGCCAUCUCAGGGAGGAUUGGAAACUGUGGCACACUGUUGGGGGAGGUCUUCGUUAACGGCAUGAAACUGAAGAGAGAAGAGUAUCAGGACUGCUUCUCCUAUGUGCUGCAGAGUGAUAACUUGUUGAGUUAUCUGACAGUGGAGGAGACUCUGACCUACACGGCUCAGCUGGCCCUGCGGAAACACUCGACCAAAGCUAUAAAGAAGAAGGUGUCGGCGGUGAUGGCCGAGCUGAGUCUGAGUCACGUGGCCCGAAGUGUUAUUGGGGGUCGUGUUUUCCCAGGGAUCUCCGGGGGCGAGAGGAGGAGGGUGUCCAUCGCCAGCCAGCUACUUCAGGACCCAAGAGUGAUCCUAUUGGACGAGCCGACCACUGGCCUGGACAGCAUGACCGCAAAUCAGAUUGUGGUGCUGCUGGCAGAGCUGGCCAAGAGGAACCGCAUCAUCAUCGUAACCAUCCACCAACCGCGCUCCGAGCUCUUCAAGGUGUUUAGCAGGAUAGCUAUAAUGAGUCGGGGGGAGCUGGUGUUCUGUGGGCAGCCAGAGGAGAUGGUGGACUUCUUCAGUCAAUGUGGAUAUGAGUGUCCAGAUUACUGCAACCCCUUUGACAUCUAUGUUGACUUCACCUCAGUGGACACGCGCAGCAGUGAGAGGGAGGCAACCACCUUCAGUCGCAUGCAUGGGAUCACGUCAUCCUAUCAGAGCUCUGCCAUCUACCAGAGCAUGCUGGGAAAAGUGGAGCAGAGCCUGCAGCGCGCAGACAAGCCAGCCAUCCCCUUUAAGAGCAAAGAGUCGCCCAGCGGUGCCGCCAAACUUGAAGUUCUGCUCAGGCGGACGGUAAGAAACCUGUCCCGAGACAGGAUGGGUGUUCUGAUGCGUUUGUCGCAGAACCUGAUCUACGGUCUCUUCGUGGCCUUCUUCGUGGUGCAUUUAGACAACGACGUCAACAAGGGUGCUGUGCAGGACCGCAUCGGCAUCAUCUAUCAGAGCAUCGGGGCUUCGCCCUACACUGGCAUGCUGAAUGCAGUAGCUCUCUUCCCGGCGUUGCGAGCUAUCAGUGAUCAGGAGAGUCAGGAUGGUCUGUACAGUAAAUGGCAAAUGUUCUUAGCCUACAUCUUCCACAUCCUGCCCUUCAGCAUCCUGAGUGUCUUCAUCUUCACCUCCUUCCUUUACUGGACGGUGGGGAUGCACCCUGACAGCUUGCGCUUCCUGUGUUAUUCUGCUGUUGUCCUGGUGCCACAUAUUAUAGGUGAGUUGUUAACUGUGGUGCUAUUGGGAGUGGUCCACGACCCGAACAUGGUCAACACUGGAGUGGCUCUGCUCAACAUUGCAGGAAUCUUAGUGGGAUCUGGCUUCCUCAGGAGCACCCAGCAGAUGCCGAUGGUCUUCCAGUGGCUCAGCUACCUGACCUUCCAGAAGUACAGCUGUGAGCUGCUCAUAGUCACAGAGUUCCACGGACUCAACUUCACAUGCAAUGUUUCCAAACCUUUGCCGGGAGCCUGUAUGAUCACUCAAGGCAGUCAGAUCAUUGAUGAGGGUUAUCCUGGCGCUCUGUCUCGAUACACACUAGACUUUGUCCUCCUCUACUCCUUCCUCCCUGCUCUCCUACUGCUGGGCGUCAUCAGCUUCAAGAUCAGAGACAAGCUUGUACGUCACUAAAACCACAGACAGACAUUCGUGUGUGUCUGUGUGGGGGGAGGGGUCUUUUGUUUAAAAACAGCAAGAUGAACUGAGUUUGGUUGAGAAGAUCUAAAACAGAUUUACAGCAUUAUGUUAGUCUGAGAAGAGGAAUACUGAAGUACUGUGGCUCCUGCUAGCAUGUAUCAUCUGUGGCUGCACCCUCCACCAACAUUCAAGGGAAAUCUCCAGGUCAGCACUUUAACAGAAUGAAGUAUUAUAAAGUUCAGAGCAAUGAUGAAUACAGAGAGCUUCUAUUAGACGUUUCCUCAAACAAUACCAGUGCAGGAUGCAAAGUGUACAGUACAGCAUCCACGGACAUUAUACCACUUGACGUCCUUGUACUAAAAAGCACCAAAUAACACUGAAUGGGCUCAAAUAACAUCUGAGACGGGCCGCACAGAUUAAAAAUAAGGUCCUGUAAAUAUCUGCACUGAUGUCAAGUUAAUUAUUUUCAUAUAAAUGUAUAUAUGAAGUGGAACGUUUAAACUUAAGUGUAAACUAUAAAUCACCAGUUUGAUUCAAAUGAUGGACCGCUGUGUAUCAUCACAAAAAUGUCACUUUUGUAUUUUCUUUUCUUUUUUAAAUAUUGUGAUUGUAAUGUUUCAGGAAUAGGAAGUGAUGCUUAUUGUAAUAUUGUAAAAUUGUUUAUUUUUUUCAGAAAACAUUUCAUCAUCAUUAUACAAGUAGUUUUGUU